CGGGCCGCUGCUGCUAUGAUGCAAUGGCGACUGCGCCGUGGGAAGCGAGCGAGGAGUUGAAUGAGUUCCCUCCACAGUUGAAGUGAAGCAGCAGCUUGCCGAUCAGCCAGGACGCCCGUCAGCGCCGAGGGACGGACAGCGGACACGGAGACACUGGCAGUGUCCCCCGUCCUACCACACUACAUGGAAACACGCAGCCAGGUGUGUCCGCUAGCCGCACAGCUGGCCGUGUCAUGCACGUAGGAGACGUUUCUCACACAUCUGUACGACGUUGCAGCGAGACGAGCACCAACACCCUGUUUUGCCCUCGGUAGCCGAAACCAAGUGAGGAGGGGUUGUUGUUAUUAUUAUUAUUAUUGUGUUGUUGCAUUGUCCUCAUCACCGGCGACUCGCUGGACCUAUCCGUGCUUUUUUUUUUUUUUUUUUUUUUAUACCAUGGCAGAGAGAACCUCAACCGGGUUUUUAACGAUGAUGUUGGAGCCCACGCCGGCUGUCGCUAUGACCCUACCGGCGGAGGUCCGGGAGAAGCUGGCGGAGCUGGAGCUGGAGCUCUCUGAGGGGGACAUCACUCAGAAGGGCUAUGAGAAGAAAAGAGGCAAGCUGUUGGCACCAUACAUCCCACAGAUACAAGGUGUAGAUCCUUCUCUGCAAAUUGACAACAGGAUCCAGGCCUCCUCCCAAGCUGUUCUGCCAGGUUCCAAACACAACAAGUCCCGGGCAGCCAACACCCGGGAUGAACGCUUCAGAUCUGAUUUGCACACAGAAGCCGUCCAAGCAGCUUUGGCAAAGUACAAGGAGAGGAAGAUGCCAAUGCCCUCCAAGAGACGAUCUGUGUUAGUUCAGUCCUCUGUUGAGGCAUGCACCCCCCCAGACACCUCCUCGGCGUCGGAAGACGAGGGCUCACUCCGCCGGCAGGGACGUCUGGCCACCUCGACGCCCUACCAGGGCCACGGCCACCCAGCCGUUGAGCACUGGUUUAACCGUGUCAUCCAGGGUUCGUCCACCUCAUCCUCCGCGUCAUCCACCUCAUCCCACCCAGGAGGGAGAUCCGUCACCACCACCAACACCACCUCCCACGCAGCCCUCAACGCCAACGCCGCAGCUACCGCAUUGGCCGACUUUAUGGCACACACCCAGCUAGAUAACCACUCGGCGCCCCCCGAUGUGACGGGGCUGUCGGAGCGCUCCUCGCUCCAUACGGAGCGUCCCCAGGUGGCCUCGGUGCGAGGCGUUUCCCGGGGCUACAACCACCACAUCAGCGUCAUGGAGACUGCAGAUGGUGUUCCAGUCAACAGUCGCGUCUCCUCCAAAAUCCAGCAGUUGCUCAACACUCUGAAGAGACCGAAGCGGCCGCCGUUGCGAGAGUUCUUUGUCGACGACUUUGAGGAGCUUUUGGAUGUUCAGCAGCCAGACCCCAACCAGCCAAAGCCAGAAGGCCAGCACAUGAGUGCCCUGGAAGGAGAGCCUCUCGGGGUGGUCAACAACUGGCCUCCCUCCUUGCCAGCAGCCUUACAACGGUGGGGCACUACUCAGCCCAAGAGCCCCUGUCUAACGGGACUCGACAAUGCUGGCAAGCCAGUCUACACACUCACCUAUGGUAAACUAUGGACUCGCAGUCAGAAACUGGCCUACACGCUUCUUAACAAGCUGAGUACCAGAAAUGAGCCUCUGCUCGUGCCCGGCGACAGGGUUGCACUUGUUUUCCCCAACAACGACCCAGUGAUGUUCAUGGUGGCCUUCUACGGCUGUCUCUUGGCAGAGCUGGUACCUGUGCCCAUCGAAGUGCCGCUGACCAGAAAGGAUGCAGGGAGUCAACAGAUUGGCUUUCUGUUGGGCAGCUGCGGCGUCACGUUGGCAUUAACCACCGACGCCUGUCAGAAAGGCUUGCCCAAAGCACAAACGGGGGAGGUAGCCACUUUCAAAGGCUGGCCACGGUUGCUGUGGUUUGUGACAGAUGGAAAACAUGUUGUGAAGCCUCCGAAAGACUGGCAUCCUCCGAUACGGGAAGCCAGUAAUGACAUAGCUUACAUAGAGUAUAAAACCAGCAAGGAAGGAAGCACCAUGGGGAUCACAGUGUCUCAUUCAGCCAUGCUGGCCCACUCUCACGCCCUCACACAGGCCUGCGGCUACACUGAAGCUGAGACGAUAACCAACGUCCUGGACUUCAAGAAAGAAGCAGGAUUAUGGCACGGCGUUCUUACUAGUGUCAUGAAUCGGAUGCAUGUGAUCAGCAUUCCUUACUCCCUGAUGAAAGUCAACCCCCUCUCCUGGAUACAGAAGGUUCACACGUACAAAGCGAGGGUUGCAGUGGUGAAGUCGAGGGACAUGCACUGGUCUCUGCUGGCCCAGAAAGACCAAAGGGACAUCAGCCUGAGCUCCCUGCGCAUGCUCAUCGUAGCCGACGGAGCUAACCCAUGGUCGAUAUCCUCCUGCGACGCCUUCCUCAACGUGUUUCAGGCACGUGGGCUGCGACCUGAGGUGAUCUGUCCAUGUGCCAGCUCUUCAGAAGCCAUGACUGUCGCCAUCCGCAGACCCCCAGAAAUGGGUGUUCCUCCUCCAGGGAAGGCGGUGCUGUCUAUGGGUGGGCUGAGCCACAGUGUGAUCCGUGUGGACACGGAGGAGAAACUCUCUGUCCUUACAGUGCAGGAUGUGGGACAGGUCAUGCCUGGAGCUCUGGUUUGUGUGGUGCGGGUGGAGGGGACACCCUAUCUCUGUCAGACAGACGAGGUUGGAGAGAUCUGCGUGAGCUCAGGUAGCACGGGCAUAGCUUACUACGGCCUCCCGGGCAUGACCAAGAACAUCUUUGAGACCAUCCCAGUAACAUCAUCUGGGAUCCCCAUCAGCGACAGACCAUUUACUAGGACCUCACUGCUUGGCUUUGUGGGGCCGGACAGCCUUGUGUUUGUUGUGGGGAAGAUGGAUGGGCUGAUGGUGGUCAGUGGGAGGAGACACAAUGCCGAUGAUGUGGUUGCCACAGCACUGGCAGUGGAGCCCAUGAAGUUUGUUUACAGGGGGAGGAUAGCAGUGUUUUCUGUGUCUGUGCUGCAUGACGAGAGGAUCAUUGUUGUGGCAGAGCAGAGGCCGGACGCCUCUGAGGAAGACAGCUUCCAGUGGAUGAGCCGCGUCCUUCAGGCCAUAGACAGCAUCCACCAGGUCGGGGUGUACUGCCUGGCUCUGGUGCCUGCCAACACGCUUCCUAAGGCUCCUCUGGGCGGCAUCCAUAUAUCUGAGACCAAACAGCGCUUCCUGGAGGGUGCCCUGCACCCCUGCAACGUCCUCAUGUGCCCUCACACAUGCGUCACCAACCUGCCCAAGCCCAGACAAAAACAGCCAGAGGUCGGUCCUGCUUCUAUGAUAGUGGGCAACCUGGUGGCAGGCAAGAGGAUAGCACAGGCCUGUGGGAGAGACGUGGCCCAACUCGAGGACAAUGACCAGGCACGUAAGUUCCUAUACAUACAGGAUGUGCUGCAAUGGAGAGCUCAGGCCACUCCAGACCAUCCUCUGUUCCUUGUUCUCAAUGCUAAGGGCACGGUGGCUAGUACAGCUUCCUGUCUGCAGCUGCACAAGCGGGCAGAGCGCGUGGCUGCAGCACUGAUCGGACGCCUCAACACUGGAGACCAUGUAGCACUCGUCUACCCACCAGGGAUCGACCUGAUUGCCACUUUCUACGGCUGCCUGUACGCUGGCUGUGUGCCAGUCACUGUCCGACCCCCCCACCCCCAGAACCUGGCGACCACGCUGCCCACCGUCAAGAUGAUUGUUGAGGUCAGUAAGUCGGUGUGUAUCCUGACCACUCAAACAAUAAUGAAGCUGCUUAAAUCCAAGGAGGCUGCUGCUGCUGUGGACGUCAAGAGCUGGCCCAUGGUGCUGGACACAGACGACCUCCCCAGGAAGAAGAGUCCCCAGAUGUACAAGCCCCCGACCCCGGAGAUGUUAGCUUACCUGGACUUCAGUGUGUCCACAACAGGCAUUUUAGCAGGGGUCAAAAUGUCUCACACUGCCACCAGUGCCUUGUGUCGCUCCAUCAAACUGCAGUGUGAGCUCUACCCUUCCCGGCAGAUCGCCAUCUGUCUGGACCCUUACUGCGGCCUGGGCUUCGCUCUCUGGUGCCUGUGCAGUGUGUACUCGGGCCACCAGUCAAUCCUGGUUCCCCCUCUGGAGCUGGAGAGCAACGCGUCUUUGUGGCUUGCGGCGGUCAGCCAGUACAAAGUUCGCGUCACCUUCUGCUCGUAUUCAGUCAUGGAGAUGUGCACCAAGGGCCUGGGUUCACAGACGGAAGCACUGCGGUUGCGGAAUGUGAACCUGUCUUGCGUGCGUACGUGCAUGGUGGUAGCAGAGGAGAGGCCCCGCAUCGCUCUCACUCAGACCUUCUCAAAGAUCUUCAAGGACUUGGGGCUUUCACCGCGCGCCGUCAGCACCACCUUCGGCUGCAGGGUGAAUGUGGCUAUCUGUUUGCAGCCCAACAGGUUAGGGAAACUGGCUGAGCAGGGCACGGCCGGACCAGACCCCACUACCGUUUAUGUUGACAUGAGAGCUCUACGACACGACAGGGUUCGCUUGGUAGAGAGAGGGUCGCCACACAGCUUACCACUGAUGGAGUCUGGGAAGAUCCUCCCAGGAGUGAAGGUGAUCAUUGCCAACACAGAGACUAAAGGACCCUUGGGAGACUCCCAUCUAGGAGAGAUCUGGGUGAGCAGUCCUCACAAUGCCACGGGCUACUACACAGUCUAUGGUGAGGAGGCGCUGCACGCUGACCACUUCAACACCAAGCUCAGCUUUGGCGACACGCAGACUGUCUGGGCGAGGACGGGCUACCUGGGCUUCCUGCGGCGCACUGAUCUCACAGAUGCCAGUGGAGAGCGCCAUGACGCCCUCUAUGUGGUGGGCUCUCUUGAUGAGACUCUGGAGCUGAGGGGAAUGAGGUAUCACCCAAUUGACAUCGAGACCUCCGUUAUCCGUUCUCACAAGAGCAUAGCUGAAUGUGCGGUGUUCACGUGGACCAACCUCCUCGUGGUGGUUGUGGAGCUUGAGGGAUCGGAGCAGGAGGCCCUGGACCUGGUGGCCCUGGUCACCAACGUUGUCCUGGAGGAGCACUACCUCAUCGUAGGAGUGGUGGUGGUGGUCGACCCCGGCGUCAUCCCCAUCAACUCCAGAGGGGAGAAGCAACGCAUGCACCUCAGAGACGGCUUCCUGGCCGACCAGCUGGACCCCAUAUAUGUGGCUUACAACAUGUGAGGGCCCUGCUGCAGGAGGGUUACCCCUCCACGUGACUCAUCACACAAGAAGAAAAAGCAGGGCAGUAAACGCGGGGCACAUAAUUGUAGCAGGCCCGGGGUCCGUAUGGCUUCUGCUGAAAGAAAGCCAGCUCUUCUUUCUCUCCCACAGAGGGGGAAUAUGAAAGAAACAUGGAUGCAAAACUUCACAGCAAAAUGGAAAGAAAUUCCAGGAGAAAUAGGAGCGACACAAACCUUUUUUUUUUCUCCCUGUGAUUUCUAGCCUCAACAAUUGUUGAAGAGAGUUUUGUAUGUAUGAUAGAGCGUCUGACCCCUUAAACCCGGGACACUCAAUAGCAGUACAGCAGGUGGCGACGGUAUGAUACUACACUGUUCUCCAAUAUUAUGAAUGUUCGUUGUGUCUGCUAUACACUUGUGCCAUACAGACAGGACUGACACCAGUACCCUAACCCUGGUUCAAACUAGCUCUUAACAUGUUUCAUGUUCACAUAGCCUCCUGUGCCAUUGCAGGUCGUAUGUUUUCCACAGAAAAAGUCUAUCCCACGUAUAUAAUGUCAGCUCUUCAGAUUACGGCUGCACCCUGAAGUGAACCCUGAUAUUUGUGUUCAGGCUCAGUUCAGUUCAUGUUAUUGCAUCAACAAAGAGUCACACAGCUGCGGUGUUGGAGGGGCAGUUGGUGUUAUUUGUUACUCAUCCCGGCAGUAGUACUUUAGUUUGUGGUGUCCGUAACAGAACGUGUAGAAAUAAUUUUGUGGUUUGACUUAAUCUUUUCCUUUCUAAAUCUGAAAUCUGUAACAUAGUUAUUGUUUUAUCUGAACAAAAUGCAAUAUGAGUGAUGUGAAAGAUGAAUUUUGAAUGACUGCAGACAAUAAGUGCCGAUCGUUCGAAGUCAUGAGAUGGAGGAAUAUAAUCGUUGCUUACUAUUAGCAACGUGCCAAAUGAUAUAAAUUAAGCCUUAAGUGUUUUUCCAGACGCCUGAUCCUAUUCCAGCUCCUGUUUGACUCAAUUUUGUGAAGUUUAUCAGCUGUUGGAUAGGAAGGGCAAAUGCAGAGGGAGGUUAGGUAUGGUGAAUCCUGCUCUUAUUGCACCCAAAGUCUUUCAUCUUUUUGGCUAAGAUGAAUAUACUUGAUCAUAACAUCAGCCACCACAAACACACUUACUCCAUAAAUAUGUUUAAUAAUGUCUGUCCCUAUUGUUUGUUGUGUUGAAUAGCGAAGGUCUGCAAUAAAUUGCAGUUGGUAUAGGUUUGACGCAGAAUGAAAAAUGUGAGUUGCAUGUACCAUAUGAUGGCAAGUGUCUAAUAUGCUAGUAACACCUUGACCUCCCACCUGAUCCCAUUGACUUUGCAAAGAUUCACUUCACUGUAUGUUGCUUCUUUUUCUACGUGCACAUCCCUUCAGAAACAGGCUCCGGCCCGCUGUAAGUAUGUACAGGUUUUAUGUAAAUUAUUAAUAGAUGGAGGAGACGACAGGAAGCAUAACACAAAGACUGAAUCUGGUAUGUAUGUGAACUUCUCCCUCACAGACAAAACAUAUUUUAAACUUAUUCUUAUGUGUGGACAUUGGGAAGAGACAUGAAAAGCCUUGUAAACAUUUUUAUAGUAGGAAAGAACAGUGGGAACUUGCCACUUCCGUGAUGAGGCGGAGCACACUCCGAGCACAAGGAGAAGACAGUAAUGUGGUGGUGACUGCUGAGUCGGCACAUCCUCCAGAGCAAACUUUUGUUGUUAACAUAUGAAAAGAUACAUUUGUCUGAUAUAUGGUUAGUUGUCAUUAUUUUCCUAACAUGAUUUCUCAAUGAAUAAAAAAGUGCUUUUAACUUGAAA
Messenger RNA from Anarrhichthys ocellatus (wolf-eel), 7059 nucleotides. RefSeq names its product disco-interacting protein 2 homolog A (gene dip2a). The transcript is spliced from 39 exons. Bases 436 to 5235 code for a protein of 1599 amino acids. Gene Ontology annotation, cellular component: cell surface. The record is from RefSeq and is a predicted model, not a curated record. NCBI's taxonomy places the organism in Eukaryota, Metazoa, Chordata, Actinopteri, Perciformes, Anarhichadidae.